This is a messenger RNA of Bufo gargarizans (Asiatic toad), 986 nucleotides long. RefSeq names its product nicotinamide riboside kinase 2-like. Gene Ontology annotation, cellular component: cytoplasm. The record is from RefSeq and is a predicted model, not a curated record. Bases 189 to 800 code for a protein of 203 amino acids. Lineage: Eukaryota; Metazoa; Chordata; Amphibia; Anura; Bufonidae. The transcript is spliced from 8 exons.
CUCGUCCUUUCCUUAUCUCCCGUUCUAAGUGAGAAGUUGUGCUCCGCGCUGCUCCGGUCAAAAUGGAGGCUUUUACAAGUAGUUGACGUUGACUUCGUCCCCUUCUGCUCUCUGCUCAUCUCUAGGGUUUACCAAUUUCCAUCUUUUUUUUAUUUUCGUGUGUGUGGAUUUCGCUGAAAGGAGACAUUAUGCAGAUCAUCUUAGGCAUUGGCGGCGUUACCAACGGUGGGAAGACCACUCUGACCAACAGAUUAAUAAAAUCUCUGCCCAACUGUUGCGUUGUGCAUCAAGAUGACUUCUUCAAGCCUCAGGACCAGAUCUCAGUGGAAGAUGGAUUUAAGCAGUAUGAUGUGAUAGGUGCUUUGGAUAUUGAAGCCAUGAUUGAAACCAUUGCGGCCUGGAAAAAGGAUCCUGUGAAGUUUGAGCGAUCCCAUGGUGUAAACAACAGUCUGGAUAGUGAGACCUCCGAAGGAACCAAGGAGCAGGAGUCUUUUCAUAUCCUGAUUGUGGAAGGUUUUCUUCUGUACACCUAUGAACCACUGAUUGAGUUAUUUACACACCGAUAUUUUAUUUCCAUACCCUACGAUGAAUGCAAGAAAAGAAGGAGUUCCAGAAAUUACACUGUUCCAGAUCCACCGGGACUUUUUGAUGGCCAUGUCUGGCCAAUGUAUGUGAAGCACACAAAUAUCAUGGAGGAAAUGAAUGUAAUUGUGGAACAACUUGAUGGGACAAGUACAAGGGAAGAAUUGUUUAACAGAGUGUAUGGAGAUGUGCUAAACCUGGUAAACUGCAAGCAUUAAGAAAAACACUUAAAACCUGUGGCCUUAACACCCGAAGAUGGCUUUUGGAUUUGACUUUAUACACCUGUGUUAUUCUUUGUGUCUGCAGUUUUUUUAAUGGCAUUAAGUUUUUUUUAAUCAUCAAUAAUUUUAUAAACUGACUUCAAGCAAAGCACUCCACUCUAAUAAACUAUUUCUUCUAAUCCA